Tupaia belangeri chinensis (Chinese tree shrew) is the source of this 3210-nucleotide messenger RNA. It is a transcript of the gene ALDH1L1, whose product is annotated as aldehyde dehydrogenase 1 family member L1. Bases 342 to 3035 code for a protein of 897 amino acids. The transcript has 23 exons. Gene Ontology annotation, cellular component: cytoplasm. The record is from RefSeq and is a predicted model, not a curated record. Lineage: Eukaryota; Metazoa; Chordata; Mammalia; Scandentia; Tupaiidae. Gene Ontology annotation, molecular function: oxidoreductase activity, acting on the aldehyde or oxo group of donors, NAD or NADP as acceptor; formyltetrahydrofolate dehydrogenase activity. Gene Ontology annotation, biological process: 10-formyltetrahydrofolate catabolic process; one-carbon metabolic process; biosynthetic process.
AUUACGCACUCCGGAGGCCGGGACGCAGGGAGCCAGGCAGGAAGCUGGUGUGCCCAGGCAGCGCGGAGCGAGGGUCUGGGGAAGCGGAGGGGACGUGGCACACCAUCUGCCCUUCUGGCUGUGCCCCGCGGCAGGGGCCGGAUUGAAACCUGGCACCUGUUGCAUAGUGGGUCUGCGUCCAGGCCCUCUGCCCCGUGCCGCUCUGACGCGAGUGUGUAAAAAUAAGCUCUUGCAGCAGCUCUCGAAAUCCACACUGAGCUGAGCAAACAGCCACCCGAUCCGGCCGCCGAGAACAGCCGCUGGCACUGCCAGGCCUGCCACUCAGGUCCUCGCCCGCCGUCAUGAAGAUCGCAGUGAUCGGGCAGAGCCUGUUUGGCCAGGAGGUUUACUGCCAGCUGAGGAAGGAGGGCCAUGAGAUCGUGGGUGUGUUUACCAUCCCAGACAAGGACGGGAAGGCAGACCCCCUGGGCCUGGAGGCUGAGAAGGACGGAGUGCCGGUGUUCAAGUUCCCACGCUGGCGGGCGCGAGGACAGGCCCUGCCCGACGUGGUGGCCAAGUACCAGGCCCUGGGCGCUGAGCUCAACGUCCUGCCCUUCUGCAGCCAGUUCAUCCCCAUGGAGGUGAUCGACGCGCCCCGCCACGGCUCCAUCAUCUACCACCCGUCUCUGCUCCCCAGGCACCGGGGUGCCUCGGCCAUCAACUGGACCCUCAUUCAUGGGGACAAGAAAGGGGGGUUCACUGUCUUCUGGGCAGACGAUGGCCUGGACACCGGGGACAUCCUGCUGCAGAAGGAGUGCGAGGUGCUCCCCGACGACACCGUGAGCUCUUUGUACAGCCGCUUCCUCUUCCCCGAAGGCGUCAAAGGGAUGGUGCAGGCUGUGAAGCUGAUCGCUGCGGGCAGAGCCCCCAGGCUCCCCCAGCCCGAGGAAGGAGCCACCUAUGAGGGGAUUCAGAAGAAGGAAACAGCCAAGAUCAACUGGGACCAGCCAGCCGAGGCCAUCCACAACUGGAUCCGCGGCAACGACAAGGUGCCAGGCGCCUGGGCCGAGGCCGGCGGGCAGAAGCUGACCUUUUUCAACUCGACAUUGAACACUUCGGGGCUGGUGCCCGAGGGGGAAGCUCUGCCCAUCCCGGGAGCCCGUCGGCCAGGCGUGGUCACCAAAGCGGGACUCAUCCUCUUCGGGAACGACGACAGGAUGCUGCUGGUGAGGAACAUCCAGCUAGAGGACGGCAAGACGGUCCCAGCCUCGCGCUUCUUCACGGGGCCGGCAGGCGGGGCCCUGGAGCUGACCGAGGAGGAGCUGCUGACCGCCGAGGCCGUGCGGAGUAUGUGGCGGCGGGUACUCCCCAACCACACCACUGACUUCUUCAAGUCUGGCGCUGCAUCGGCGGACGUCGUGAGGCUGGUGGAGGAGGUGAAGGAGCUGUGUGCCGGGCUGGAGCUGGGGGGCGAGGACGUGUAUGCGGCCACCACCUUCGGGGACUUCGUCCAGCUGCUAGUGCGGAGGCUGCGUGGGGAGGAUGAAGACGGCCAGUGUGCCAUCGACUAUGUGGAACGGGACGUGAACAAGCGGACGCUCCGAAUGCCGCACCAGCUCUUCAUCGGGGGGGCCUUUGUGGAUGCCGAGGGCGGCAAGACCUGCGACACCAUCAACCCGACAGACGGAAGUGUCAUCUGCCAGGUUUCGCAGGCCCAGGUCAGUGACGUGGACAAGGCGGUGGCUGCGGCGAAGGAAGCCUUCGAGAGCGGACAGUGGGGCAAGAUCAGCGCCCGGGACCGGGGCCGGCUCCUGUACAGGCUGGCGGACCUCAUGGAGCUGCACCAGGAGGAGUUGGCCACCAUCGAGGCCCUGGAUGCAGGAGCCGUCUACACACUGGCCCUGAAGACCCACGUGGGCAUGUCCAUCCAGACCUUCCGCUACUUUGCUGGCUGGUGUGACAAAAUCCAGGGCUCCACCAUCCCCAUCAACCAGGCCAGACCCAACCGCAACCUGACCCUCACCAGGAAGGAGCCUGUUGGGGUCUGUGGCAUCAUCAUCCCUUGGAACUACCCCCUGAUGAUGCUGUCCUGGAAGACGGCCGCCUGCCUGGCCGCCGGGAACACGGUGGUGAUCAAGCCCGCGCAGGUGACGCCACUCACAGCCUUGAAGUUUGCAGAGCUGACCUUGAAGGCUGGUAUUCCCAAGGGUGUGAUCAACAUCCUCCCAGGAUCUGGCUCGCUGGUUGGCCAGAGGCUUUCGGACCACCCCGACGUCAGGAAGAUCGGGUUCACGGGCUCCACGGAGGUGGGGAAGCACAUCAUGAAGAGUUGCGCCCUGAGUAACGUGAAGAAGGUGUCCCUGGAGCUGGGUGGGAAGUCGCCCCUCAUCAUCUUUGCUGACUGCGACCUCAACAAAGCUGUGCAGAUGGGGAUGAGCUCCGUGUUCUUCAACAAAGGCGAGAACUGCAUUGCGGCGGGCCGGCUGUUCGUGGAGGCCGCCAUCCAUGACCAGUUUGUGCAGAGGGUGGUGGAGGAGGUGAGGAAGAUGAAGAUCGGCAACCCCCUGGACAGGGACACCAACCACGGGCCGCAGAACCACCAGGCCCACCUGGCGAAGCUGCUGGAGUACUGCCAGCGUGGCGUGCGGGAGGGGGCCAGGCUGGUCUGUGGCGGGAAGCAAGUCCCUCGGCCAGGCUUCUUCUUUGAGCCGACCGUGUUCACGGACGUGGAGGACCACAUGAGCAUCGCCAAGGAGGAGUCCUUCGGGCCCAUCAUGAUCGUGUCGCGGUUUGCGGACGGGGACGUGGACACGGUGCUCUCUCGGGCCAAUGCCACGGAAUUUGGCCUGGCCUCCGGUGUCUUCACGAGGGACAUCAGCAAGGCCCUGUAUGUGAGCGACAGGCUGGAGGCGGGCACCGUGUUCGUCAACACGUACAACAAGACGGAUGUGGCCGCUCCCUUCGGAGGGUUCAAGCAGUCCGGAUUUGGCAAAGACCUGGGAGAGGCUGCUCUGAACGAAUACCUGCGGGUCAAGACGGUGACGUUCGAGUACUGAGGGAGGGUCUCCUGAGAGGAAGGCCCACCUCCCUGCGCCCAGGUCGCCCUGCACUCCUGCGUGCGCAGCCCCUCCCAUUGGAAGCCCUCCUGCCUGCACCCCGCCUGUGCCGGGGACCUGUCCCGUUAGGGUGGCCCUCGGCGGGUGAAUAAAGGUUCUGAGCAGCGGCUGCCCA